UGCCCCGGUUUCUAUAGGAGCUCAAUGUUCUUCUCAGCAGCAAACCAAGCCAGCAAUGCCUAGUACAACUCAUUCUGAGCAAUCCAAUGCAGCGAUGACGUGGUCAUCAUGAUAACAUCUCCCGGGCUGUCCGGCGUUGAUACUCAGUACAGAACAUAGUAGAAAUCCCAGCCUCGGCUUUUUCAAUUUCAUCUGAUCCUCCCGUCUCACAAGCAAACUCCUCAUCCUCAAUUCAACUCACAACUAACAACACACAAUGGCCGUCUCUACGGUUCAACGGGUCCUGGGCUCGAUUCCCAAGUCCCAGCGCUUCGAUUUCAUCCGGACUAUGCUACAGACGCUAUUUCGUUUACUGCGUAUCAUUAUCUCCUUCGUGCUGUUGCCACUGGAUAACGCCGUUCUGCUCGGGACGUACUUUGGUCACUACCUCACCCUGCUUCGAUUAGCCGUGCACCGUCGUCGACAGGCGAUUCCUCGCGAGACUGAAUUCCGUCGGAAGACCGUUCUUAUUACUGGUGUUAAUUCGUUACAUGGGCUGGCUGUUGCUCGGUGCUGGUAUUAUGAGGGGCAUCGGGUGAUCGGGGCGGAUAUGAUGGAUUCACCAAUUCGGUCGGGGGAGAGCAUGUCCAAGUCGCUGGCUGCGUUUUACGAUGUCGUCAAGACGCAGUAUGUCUCGCAGUUGGUUGAGAUCGUGCGUAGAGAAAAGGUGGAUGUGUGGAUACCUUGUUCGGAGCAGGUGGAUACCAUGGAGGAUACGGUUGCGAAGAAUGUCAUCGAGAGUCGGACUGAAUGUCGCUGUGUCCAGCUGGAUCCGGAACUGGCGAGUCAGUUUGGUUCGCCGGAAUCGUUGAGACAGUAUCUCGUCGAGAGGGACUUGCCUGUUGUUGAGAAUUAUCAGGUGCAGUCGCGGGAUUCGGUUCAUAAGAUUCUGCAUCGGUCGCCUAGCAAGGCAUAUCUCAUGCGGAGGGCGCGUGGUCAGGAUAGCAGGCCUGUUAUGCUGCCGCAGAGGACGCUUAGCAUGACAUAUCACGAGGUCAGCGAGAUCCAGAUCAACAAGGACAAUCCGUGGAUCUUGCAGCAGCAGACUCGGUUAGGAGAGUUUAUUGCGGAAAUACUCGUCGUCCGUGGACAGGUUAAGGCUAUCAAGGUCCGGCCUGGAGAUCUACAGUCUGCAUGGGGUGCUUCUCGACUGGAUCAGGGAUUGGCUAUAUCCAUUCAUCGACUUAUGGAUCGGUUUGCAAUGAAGGGCGGAUCUCGUCUCACCGGACACCUUGCUGUUCACCUAAUGGUGGACGAGGAGUUCGAUGCAAACUCCGUCCGACAUGUCCUGCACAUCGCGCACUGCACGCAGGGUGCCGCUUCUGUCAAGACACUACUCCAGGGCCCAUCAUCCGACAUAGUCUCUGGCUAUCUAUCCGUCCUCUCAUCGCAAGUCACCGAAGCCUCCGGACAACUAAGCGAAACCCCAUUCGAUGAUGUCAAAGCUACCAUCGCAACCACAGACAGACCAAAGGAGUCCAGCGCAAACACUCUGAAGAAGAUCCUAUCCCCAACCUUCCUCAUCCAGCAAGCAAAAGAAGCUGCCUGGGAAGUCUGUCAUGUACCCUUUUGGAAAGAUCCACGCUUUUCUUACUCCGACCCGUUUCCCUGGUGGUGGCAUACACAUGUCUACACGCCGUUCCGAGAGAUUGGGGUGGCUUUGUAUCGAGCGCCGUUGAAGCAGGAUUAGAUUGAAACUGGACUAGAUUGGACUAUGAUUUACGAUUGAUGUGCGAUGUUUUGGUCUAUGAUGAAUGUGAGGAAUGCUAUGUGCACGAACGGCGUACUAUGCUUGAUUUUGAUUUUGGUUAUUAUACUGUUAGACAUGAAUUGUGAUUUUGGUUAGAUCUUGAUCUCUUUAGUUAGACACUGGUUAGUUAUUAUGCAGCGUAUGUCAUAGCCUAAUCAGGCAACCCCGCCAAGGUGGCGUGUUCUUAAAAAAGAACAGCAUUGCCAUGGCUUGCUUUAAUACUGGUGCCUUGAAUAUAGAAGUGCAAGUACGGGUGUAAUAGAAACAGGGUACUUUCUCCAUAUAGAGGGUGUAGAGAAUAGCGAUAUAUUGCCGACGUAUAGUGUGUGGAAUUUAUUGUCACAUAGCGCCGUCACCAGAGCGACGAG
This is a messenger RNA of Aspergillus glaucus CBS 516.65, 2157 nucleotides long. RefSeq lists its product as uncharacterized. The record is from RefSeq and is a predicted model, not a curated record. The coding region runs from base 257 to 1729 and encodes 490 amino acids. NCBI's taxonomy places the organism in Eukaryota, Fungi, Ascomycota, Eurotiomycetes, Eurotiales, Aspergillaceae. The transcript has a single exon.